This is a messenger RNA of Saxophila tyrrhenica, 1680 nucleotides long. RefSeq lists its product as uncharacterized. The coding region runs from base 1 to 1680 and encodes 559 amino acids. Gene Ontology annotation, biological process: tRNA processing. The record is from RefSeq and is a predicted model, not a curated record. The transcript is spliced from 2 exons. Gene Ontology annotation, molecular function: ligase activity, forming carbon-nitrogen bonds; ATP binding. NCBI's taxonomy places the organism in Eukaryota, Fungi, Ascomycota, Dothideomycetes, Mycosphaerellales, Extremaceae.
AUGAAGGUCCAGUCCCUCGCUCGGCUCUCACAGACCGCAGUAUAUCCUAGACUGGACAUUCGUCACGCGUUUGCCAUUACGCUCCACGCGUUAUGGCGGAACCACGGCAGCAAGCUACGUCUAGGGCUGGCCAUCAGCGGCGGCGUGGAUUCAAUGGCUCUGGCGAGCUUAUGCAGAGAGGCGAUUGAUUCCAGCUCGAGGUCGGCGUGGACAGACAAGUACUCCGCCACGCCACCAGGCUUUACAGCGUUCAUCGUCAACCACAAGCUACGCUCGGACAGUGCACACGAGGCUCAAAAGGUUUCCUCCGAACUCUCCAGGUUAGGCAUCGAGUCACGAAUAUUGGACCUGGACUGGAAGGCAUACGGUGACCCACAACGAGUCAACAACAUGGAAUCCAUAGCCCGUAAGCUACGCUACCGGGCGCUCGGUCACGCGUGUCACGAGCAAAGAAUCGACACGCUCCUUCUAGGACAUCACCGUGAUGACCAGGCGGAGACGGUGAUGAUGAGGAUGCUUGCGGGCUACCGUGGAUCAGGACUUCGCGGCAUCAAAUUCGAAGCGGCGAUUCCGGAAUGCGCUGGCUUGUAUGGCGUAGACCAUUCCGGUGAUGCUGAGCUCGGCGAGACGAGGACUCAAGCGCCAAACCCCGUUGAAGAAGGUGGCGUAAGGAUUGCUCGGCCUCUGCUGGCGUUCGACAAGGAGCAGCUCGUCUCCAUCUGCCAACAGAACGGUGUGCGCUGGUUCGAGGACCGUACGAACACGGAUGUGACGGUGACCAUGCGGAAUACUAUUCGCUCCCUGCUCAGCUCAGAUGCCCUACCUAGGGCGCUUAAUAAGAGCAGACUCCUGGCAUUGGCCGAGAAUAAAGCUAGCGAACGCGACGCUCUCGAGGAAACCGCAACAAAUAUGUUUGAUGCAAUGGACAUCAAACUAGACAUCAGCGCCGGAGAAGCUACUUUCACGUUGUCCGCCGAGCCGAUAUCGAUGAUGGGAAGAAUUGAGCAGGCCGCGCUGCUUCGCAAGAUCAUCAACCUGGUGACUCCGGCUCGAGAAGUGCCUCUGAUGAGCCUGGAUCGCGCUAUUGAGUAUGCGUUUGGGUUCGAUCUGGAGACCUCACCACACGCAGUUCAAGUGGCCGGGGUCGACAUCCAGAGAGUGCCUAACCGCAGCGCCGCUGUUUAUCGGACUGUUACCCUUUGCCGUCGUCUGCCGACGAGUAAAGAGAAAGAGACACUGCAGCUUACACUCUGUCCGCCUGUUCAUCUUGGAAAUGAAGAGCAACCAGCUUCUUGGACACAAUGGCAACUCUGGGAUGGCAGAUACUGGCUCCGCGUCCACCCUGCAGCAUCUCCGUCGGCGGCAACACAGGGCUGCACAGUUCGAGUACGGUUUCUCGACAAGGCGGAUAUCGCGGACCUUCGCAAGUCCCUUGUCUCUGGCGACGGCAACCGGUUCGACAAUGCCUUGCAUCUAGUCAAAGGCAACAAGCGCUUCACCUGUCCAGCGCUGGUCGUGACGAGGAGUUCUGAUAACACAGAAAAAGUGGUCGCGCUGCCGUUCUUGGGCUGGUCGGCCGAUGGCUGGAGCCAGAACGACUGGGACGAGCACCCUGACCACUGGACUUGGGAUGUUAGGUACAAGCACGUGGACCUACCGAAAUCUCAAGACACGGGCUGA